UUUGAGUAACGUCUACAAUUCUUCCAGGACUCUGCAGUUCUAGUGAAAGGAUGGAUCAAGGCUAGCUAUCUAAAGUACAGAAUUGCAGUGUGGGAGCAAAAGCAUCACCUGCAAUGGAGGAAGUGGCAAGUGCUCUGUCUUCUUCUGUGGCAAUUGAAACAGAAAUCAACCUUGACAUCUUGGAGAGCAGUUCUCCUGCAUCUGUUGUGGAUGACCAGGAUCAAAUUAAUGAUGAAAUACUGAGAACUAUUAAACCCACAAGCAAAGAGUUCAAGAAAACUUGGGGUUUUCGCAAGACCACAAUUGCUAAACGUGAGCUGAUCAGCGACACUGAUAUGGAUGCUUCAGAAUCCCCGCAGUCCACUCCAUCACUCCGCCGCAGUGGGAGGCAGCCAAAGCGCACAGAAAGAGUGGAAGAGUUCCUGACAGCCGUCAGGAGGAACAGGGGCAGGAAGAGUAAUGCUCUGGAAGAGUCUAGUGAUAGGUCAUGUCCAGUGACAGAUGCUGAAACUGCAUCAGAAGGUAGCGUGGAAAGCACACCCGAUGUUAAGACUGAAGCAAAAAGUGAGGUUAAGAAGGAAGAGGAUGAUAGCUCAGAUAGUGAUGGUAUGACCCUGAAAGAGAUCCAAAAUAGACUCCGGAGUAAACGCCCUGAUAAUCCUGUGGUUGAGACCAUUCCAGUACAGACUGUUACCGCAGCACAUGUAGAGGGUGCUAUCCGUACUAGGAGUGCUAACCGAGCAAUCCUGCUUCAGCAGCUAGCCGCUGCAAUAAAACAGGUACCUCAGAGCCCUGAUAAUACAGAAGAGGAGAAAAUGGUGAGAAAGUCAUCCACAAGAAAGCGACCAGAGGCUGAGAUCUACGACCCCAACACCUUGUAUUGCAUCUGCAGACAACCUCAUAACAACAGGUUUAUGAUCUGCUGUGACAGAUGUGAAGAAUGGUUUCAUGGUGACUGUGUUGGCAUUACUGAAAGACGUGGACAGCUACUUGAAAGAGAUGGGGAGGAUUAUAUUUGCCCUAACUGUACUGUCCCACAAGGGAAUGAAGAAAGUACUAUAGACAUUAACAAGGAGGGGGAGGCCGUGAUAACUAGCGCCACUCCUCUAUCUGUAUCCAGCACCUUGUCCUCUGUGGAGCAGAACGCACCUGAUCUGGGUAUCAAAGGUAGAAUUGAGAAGGCGGCAUUUCCUAGUGGCAAGAAAAAACUGAAGAUCUUUCAUCCUGUCUGUGAAGCUACUGAGGUCUCUCAGGAGGUUUCUCCUGCUCCGGAGAUGUCGGAGUCUCUAGAUGUGGCCAAGUGCAUCGGACCAGGCUGUUCGAAUCUUGCCCUUCAAGACUCUGUGUAUUGCAGCCAUGACUGUAUACUUAAACACGCUGCGGAAACAAUGAAGUCACUAAGCGCAGGCAAAGACACCAAGCCCAAGGAAAAGGUCAAGGUAAAAACUGAGAAGUUGUCCCCACCACCCAAAUCCCAGGCUCCUUCAAAACCCCCAGUUGUGCAGAAAGCCACUGUGGAGAAGACGGACAUCCAGAAGCCAAGUGUUUUAGUAACCCCAAAGGUGGAGGCCGAAUCGUCCGGCGAGGAGCCAGCGGAGGAGUACAGCAGCAGUACACCUUCUUGGGAGAGCGACCAUAAUUACAUUGCUGUAAAGCCAGAAAAGACUGCUGCCAUUUCAUCCACACUGUUUUACAAAUCUGAGCAAACAGAAGAACCUGAAAAGAAACCAGAACUGCCUGCUCCUGUUAAAAAGCGCCCACUGUCUCCGACUUCUUUGGCGAUGAAGCCGAUCUCUGCUCUGCCACGGAUCCCCAUGUUGAAGAAGCUCUCCAUUGCACCAGUUCAAAGCAAGCAUCCACCAAAACUGUCUCCCGGCUCUACCAGCAGCAGCAGGAGCAAAGUCCUUCUGCCUCUAAAACCGCAGCCCCGUCCCCAUCCCCAUCCCCUUCCCGCUCUCAUUUCAUCUGCUAUUAGUAAACUUCCGAAGAUACCCAAGAAGGUACAACCUCAAUCUUCUGCAUCUGAGCCAAAGGUGGUGUCAUCUUCAAACUCUGUAAGCAAGAAGCCAGCAGCUGUGGUCUCUCCAUCCCACUCUUCUUCCACGUCUGGACCUAGUUCGUCAUCUUCAUCGGUGUCGAAUGCUCCACCUAAGCCGUCAUCCAGCGCUCCUCGUCCCGGGCCCAAUAAUCAGAUCAGGCAGAACAUCCGCAGGUCAUUGAAGGAGAUCCUUGUCAAAAGGGUGAACGGCAGCGAUGAUCUGGUGAUGUCAGAGAAUGAAGUGGGGCAGGUUGCUGUAAAUAUCGAAAAAGAGAUGUUCAGCCUUUUCAAAGACACGGACAGUGGGUACAAGAGCAAGUAUAGGACCAUCAUGUUUAACCUGAAGGACCCAAAGAAUCAGGGUCUGUUCCAACGAGUUCUUCGCGGAGAAAUGUCACUGGCAAAAUUGGUGCGCCUGAAACCGGAAGUCCUCGCGUCAAAGAAACUUUCUUCCUGGAAAGAGACGGAGUCAAAAACGACAGCGUUUCUGAAAAGCAAGUCUCGUGUGGAACAUAAAACCCCCUCAAGACAUUUCUUAGUAGAUAUGGAGGAAUCCCCUCCCAUGUCUGAUACUGACACGGAGCAGCAAGAAGCGGCUCGUGUUCCUCCGGAGAAAAGCAGCUCGGCCAUCCCUGACAUAUUCAGCAGUAUGUUGGACGACACAACAAGCCAGCAUCGCGCCCAUCUCUUUGAUCUCAAGUGCAAAAUUUGUACAGGUCAGUUAUCUGCCGAUGACGAACCCCCAAAUAAACGUCAGAAAACCACUUCUCCAUCUGUGAAGAAGGUAGAGCCUAAAAUAAAACCAGAGGAUGAUGAGCCUCCCCCACCUCCAGAAGAGGAGUCGGACACGCCAAUGGAGACCAAUGAGCUCAAAGACAGCGUCCCCAAUGUGGUCCCCGAGCCAGUUCCAUUGCCCAGUGCUUCCCCCACACACCCCGUGUCCCCUUUUGUUAGUCAAGCUCCCCCACUCCCUGUCCCAAUCCCUGUCACCACAGUCAUCGGUUCCGGCAGGGACCCCAGAAGAGCGAUUAGUCGACCGCCUCCACCAGCAGCUGCCACCCCUCCAGACAGCAGUCCGCGAGUCGCCCGGGAUAAUGAAGAAGCUUCAGCGCCAUUGCCGCCUCCACCGCCGCCUCCUCCUCCUCCAAUCUUCUCUGCUCCAAAAUCCAUCCUGAUGAAACCAACAACCUCAGAUAUCCGCUAUCUGACAUCAUCGUCAUCAAACGUCAACUCGCCUGAUAUGAGAUCACCCCAAGAUGGAGACACCUCGCUCUUCCUCUCCCGUGUCAACCCUAUCUGGAAGGGAUUUAUAAACAUGCAAUCUGUAGCCAAGUUUGUCACUAAAGCAUACCCAGUGUCUGGUUCUAUCGAGUACUUGAAUGAGGACUUGCCAGACACCAUCCACAUUGGAGGAAGAAUCUCGCCAAAGACUGUUUGGGAUUAUGUGGGCAAGCUCAAAUCAUCUUUGUCAAAGGAGCUGUCCUUGAUCCGCUUCCACCCAGCCACAGAAGAGGAGGAAGUGGCCUACAUCUCCCUCUACUCAUAUUUCAGCAGUCGUGGCCGUUUCGGGGUGGUGGCCAAUAACAACAGGCACGUCAAGGACCUCUAUCUCAUCCCCCUGAGUGCCAAGGAGCCAAUUCCAUCUAAACUGUUACCCUUUGAGGGACCAGGCCUCGAGUCCACACGUCCAAACAUGAUUCUGGGACUGGUUAUCUGCCAGAGAAAUAAACGCCCUGGUCCUAUGGAGCAAGAGAAGGCUGAAGAGAAACGUCCGAAGGCUCAAAGCCAGGAAGAGUUGGAAAGCUUGAAUUUAGGCAAACCAACAACCAAUGCUGUUCAGCCGGAAAAGAAGAAAUAUCAACCACUAUUUACUGACAUAAUGAGAAGUACAACACCUCCGGGAUCACCACCACAAAUCUCUGAGCCAGCGUCAAACGUUGUUCAUCCCAUCCUUCCACUGCCAUCUGCUAAAACAGAGAAUGUCGUUUCCAUAACCAACCUAUUAAAGGGUUCCUCUCCACCUGCUGAACCUUCUGCAUCAUCUGCAAAAACCGCCACUCCGCUGGAGCACAUUUUGAAGACGCUCUUUGGAAAAGCGCCGGAAACCAAAAAUGAAAAUGCGAGUACUCCUCCCCCUGUUGCUGCUGCUGUUACUUCUACAAUGACUACUUCAGUAGAGACUGAAACAGAGACGAGCUUUGUUGACCCCAUCGUCCAGCAGUUUGGACAGAUGUCUAAGGAUAAAGCUUUUGAGGAGGAAGAUGAUAGACCCUAUGACCCAGAAGAAGAGUAUAAUCCAGAAAAAACUUUUGUCCCUACGGUGGUUUUUGACAGUAACGAUAGACCCUAUGAACCCGAACAGCCAUGUGAAAAUCUAUAUGAUGACGAGGCCUAUGAUCCAGAGGAUGAAACCAUACUGGAAGAAGCCAAGGUCCCAUUUGAAGAUUUGCCCAACAGGAUGGCUGCGCAAAAUAAACUCAAAACAUUGGAGGUAUCUACAGAAUUUCUAACAGAGGCUUCUGAUUCCCCAUCGCUUCAAGAACAGCAAAAGAUGCUGGAGGAGCUGAACAAACAAAUAGAAGAGCAAAAGCGACAACUUGAAGAACAAGAGGAAGCUCUUAGGCAACAAAGGGCAGCAGUAGGCGUCUCCAUGGCUCAUUUCUCUGUAUCGGAUGCUUUGAUGUCGCCUCCACCAAAAUCUUCCACAAUGAGCGCCAAUCUGUUUUCAAAAGAACCAAAUACAAUAAAAGCCCUAAUGGAUAUGGAUGUUCAGGUAUUCAACCGCGAUCCUAGACAAGCAAGAGACCCGCGACAAGCCGCCACAAAAAGAACUCUGCCGGACACAGAAACUGUUCCUAUUACACAGCCACAAAGUGAGACACCACCUAUUCCUAUGGAAGCCAAGAGGGCCACCCCUGUCACAACAUCAUCUAUUAGUAUCCAAAAUGAGACCAUGCCUCUUGUUAGCAAUCCAAUACAAAAUGAAAGUAUCUUUCAAAAGGCUGAACUUGACCCUGAGCAGGAAGAAGGAGCUUGGUUUAAUCCACGCAGCACAGGAGCUACACCUGAAACUUUGGUAGGAACCACUAAGCCCCCACGUAAAGUUCUGCUGCCAACGCCUGUGUCGAAUCCACCGCUAAUUAGGCCAUUGGCACAGUUUUCUCCACAAGAACCAUCUUGGUCUCCUGAGGCCAAUGCAGAAGCUCACUUUCCUAAUCAGACAAUGUCUUCACUAGAAAACCGGACUGAUGGUUAUGAACCUAAAAAUGAAGUCAUGUUUUCCCAUAAUAAAGAGCAUAUUCACGGUCAGACAAGUCAUUUUGUAGACCAUAUGAAUGCAGUUAAUCAACCUGACAAUAAUAGGUCUGAUCUGCAGUUUCCAAUGAACCCCACAGUAGGCCCGCCUCAAUCACAGCGUGAAAUUCUACCUGUAUAUAGUGAACAAAGAAUACCGCUUAUAUCUAAUCAUACAGGUUUAAGGGAUUCCCCUAUAUAUCCUGAAGAAAACCUUACACCUAAUAGGGGUAUGCCACAUGAACAAAACAUGCAGCACACAGGGCCUGGACCUUUGCCUGGACAAUAUGGACCGCUGGUUCAUCAUCCAUAUGGAGACAGAGGUCCUCUCCCUCCUCAUUUUGCUAAAGCAGGACUGUCGCCCCCUAGGUUCGAUAGACAAAAUAGUCCCCAAAUGGAAUUCCAAGAACCUCAUUUUGGUGGGCCAAACGAUGGUCCGCCUAGAUUUCACGAUCAACCUAGGUUUGAUGGUCCUCCACAGCUUGACAGUCUGCCUAGAUUUGAAGGACCAAGAGGACCCAUGCCACCUUCAUUUCCAGAUAGUCGAGGGCAAUUUAAUUUUGAAGGUCAGCGCAGACAACAACCCUCACAGUUUACACCUUCCAGAGGUGCUCCAAUCCAUCCUUCCUUUGGCGGACCUAGAGAACCGCCAGCUAGCCACUUUGGUGGUCCUAGAGGACCAUAUCCUGAUCAAUUUGAAGCUUCACGAGGCCCAAGCUCCAUUCCUUUCGCUGGGCAAAGGGGUCCAGCCACUCUUCAAUUUGACGAUUCAAAUAGAAAUUUGCCAGCAAAUCAGAGUCAAAGAGGCCCUACUGCUCUCUCAUUUAGUGGACAACAGGGAGUUGUACCUUCCAGGCUUUCUGACCCUUCUUCGCUCAUGAAACCUCAGCCACGGCCUUUGCUUGAACUCCAAACUGCUCCUCCUUCACAUAGAAGUGAAGCUUGGGACAAACCUGGACCUUCAGAAAUACUUCCAAAUUAUGCAGACCAUCGGCAAGAGCCAGAACCACUCCGGGAUUCGAAUAUUUUCAGACAAAAGGACCACAGAGGCUUUGAAGGUAGACCUCGAAUCUUAGAAGGACAUAAUGAUCCAGAAUCAUCUGACCUUGUACCAAACCAAGGCUUCGAGGAAAAACGAAGAGAAAGAGAACAUGAUGUGCAGUGGGACAGAGACAGGGGAAGAAAUUGGAAUAGAGACAGGAAUCGAGACUUUGACAGACAAAGGGGUAAAGAACGAGAGGGAGACAAAGACACUGAGAAGAGGGAAUGGGACAGAAACCGAGAUAGAGAAAGGGAACGAAUCAGGGAACGAGAUAGUUAUAGAAACCGGGACAGAGAGAGAGACCGGGAUAGAGAGCGAGACCGUGAUAGGGAACGGGAUCGAGAAAAAGAAGGGGACAAAGACAACAAAGAUCGCGAGAGAGACCGGGAUCGCGACAGAGAGAGGGACAGAGACAGGUUUAGAGAGCGCGAUCGAGACUUCUAUAAACGUAGAGACCGAUCCAGAAGCAGAGACAGAGAUAGGAUCAGAGAAAGAUCCCGAAGCAGAGACAGGGAACGGGACAGAGAACGUGACCGAGCUAGAGAUCGGGACAGAGAGAGGGUGCGAGGAAAAGAGCGCACGUUACGUAGCAGAAGCCAGGAGAGGGACUUCAAAUCUGAUCGAUUAAGAGAUGCGCCGAAGAGCACGUCCCAGGAGCCUCCACCUUCCAGUCACACGUAAAGGAAUGGAGUACACAGACUUGUAAUAAUUUAUAAUAGUGUACAUAUCUGUAAAUAUUAAAUUUUUAUUUUAUGUCUAUCCCUUUAAAGGACAAAAUUUGUGUUUCCUCUG
Molecule: messenger RNA, 7166 nt
Organism: Nanorana parkeri
Lineage: Eukaryota; Metazoa; Chordata; Amphibia; Anura; Dicroglossidae
Gene: DIDO1
Product: death inducer-obliterator 1
Exons: 16
Coding region: 114-7055 (2313 amino acids)
Biological process (GO): apoptotic signaling pathway; DNA-templated transcription
Cellular component (GO): nucleus
Source: RefSeq, a predicted model, not a curated record